Messenger RNA from Acipenser ruthenus (sterlet), 2114 nucleotides. It is a transcript of the gene gnl3l, whose product is annotated as G protein nucleolar 3 like. Lineage: Eukaryota; Metazoa; Chordata; Actinopteri; Acipenseriformes; Acipenseridae. The record is from RefSeq and is a predicted model, not a curated record. The transcript is spliced from 15 exons. Gene Ontology annotation, molecular function: GTP binding. The coding region runs from base 90 to 1805 and encodes 571 amino acids. Gene Ontology annotation, cellular component: nucleolus.
GUCCAACAGCCUCGUGUCCCCCCCUCCCUCCGCUGCUGCGCUGUUCCCGACUCGCUUUAUUUUACGGCUGCUAGCAAAGGGACGGCGUCAUGGCGAAAACGAAGCAAAGAAAAGCGAAGAGGCUGGCCCUCCGCAAUCACAAGAAGGGGAAAGACGGGGAGCAGUCGACGAAGAGAGAAACGGGGGUCCCCAAUGUCCGACACUUCAAGGAGUGCGCCCAGAGGCAGGCGGAGCUGAGGAAGAAGAGGGUCGAGGAGAUGCAGGAGAAGCAGAGAGCCUCGCGGGAGAGGGAGGUGAUGAAACGGCGCAGUCUUGAGAGCUUCCAGAAAGACGCGCAGAAACGCCAGCGGGAAUUCGAGCACAAGGAGACGGAGCUCAAAAGUUUGGAAAAGAACGUCAACUUUGAAAACGAAACCUCCAGGAAGGCUUACUACAGGGAGUUCAAAAAGGUGGUGGAGUCUGCGGACGUGAUCCUGGAGGUGCUCGAUGCCCGGGACCCGCUGGGCUGUCGCUGCCCACAGGUGGAGCAGGCAGUGGUGCAGAGUGGGACCAGUAAGAGAAUCGUACUGGUGCUGAACAAGAUAGAUCUGGUCUCUAAGGACAUCAUUGAGAAGUGGCUGAAGUACCUUCGGAACGAAUUCCCCACUGUGGCGUUCAAAGCCUCGACGCAGCAGCAGAGCAGAAACCUGCAACGCAGUCGUGUGCCGGUCUCUCAGGCCAGCGCAGAGCUGCUGGGGAGCAGUGCCUGCGUGGGGGCCGAGUGUCUGAUGAAGCUGCUGGGGAACUACUGCAGGAAUCUGGACAUUAAGACUGCCAUCACUGUGGGGGUGGUGGGUUUCCCCAACGUGGGGAAGAGCAGUUUGAUAAACAGCCUGAAGAGGGCGCGGGCGUGCAACGUUGGAGCGACGCCAGGGGUUACCAAGUGUCUGCAGCAGGUCCACCUGGACAAGCACAUCAAGCUGCUGGACUGCCCGGGCAUCGUCAUGGCGACCUCCAGCUCGGACGCGGCGCUCAUCCUGAGGAACUGCGUGAAGAUCGAGCAGCUGCUUGACCCCGUGACCCCCGUGGAGGCCAUCCUGAAACGCUGCAACAAGCAGCAGAUCAUGCAGCACUACGGGGUCCCUGAUUUCCGCACGGCGCUCGAGUUCCUGGCUCUCCUGGCGCGCAGGCAGGGCCGCUUGAAGAAGGGCGGGGUCCCCGACCACGACAAGGCAGCCAAGAGCGUGCUGCUGGACUGGACUGGGGGCAGGAUCAGCUACUUCACGCACCCCCCUGAGAUUCACAGCCUGCCCACCCACGUGAGCGCGGAGAUCGUCAUGGAGAUGGGCAAGGCCUUUGACCUGGAGCAGCUGGAGCAGGACACCCGGGAAGCACUCGCAGAGCUGACGUCUCCCGUCGCUCCGAACGGAAUCUGCAUGCAAUCGGCGGGACUGACCAGCGGAGGCGCUGGCGAGCAACCUACAGAACAGGAAAUGGAGGGCGCGCCGCAGGAAGAGGAGGAGCUACAGGACACCGGAGAAGAGGAAGAGGAGGAGCUUCAAGCAAUGGAGGAAGAAAAAGAUCUGGAGUUUGGUCAGAUGACGGUGCAGAUCAAGGAAGGCCGGUCCCAGAGGCAGAAGGAUCCUGAGGGGGCAGCCAAGCUCCCCAAUCUGCGGGACAUCCUGGGCAUUGACCCCCUGCAGCAGGGUCAGGCUCUGCGGGCCGCUGGCAAGAAACGCAAAAAGCAGCAGAAGAGAGCAGAUAAAAUCGCAACAAAGCUUUCUGACACUCUGACCUCGGCAAUGAAUUUCGAAUUCUCCGACUGACCGGAUCCAGUUUUUUUGGAUGGGAAUCAGACUCCCGCUGCACAGCAGUGUGAUCCGGUCCUGGUUUCACUGGGAGUUUAAUAAUCAGACACACCUGAGCUUGUUAGCUAGACACACUGGGGGCUGAUCAAGCUGGUAGUAAAACCUGGAAUGGAUCACACUGCUGUGCGAUGGGAGUUUUUGAACGGACUGCCGGAAAACAACAGCUAGUCAAUGUAUAAAAAGGACUGCGUUUCCGGAUGGAUGUUUGGGUUUCUUUUGUGAAAUGUGGAUGUUGAAAUAAAGAGCCCGUUUUCUCUCUACCCCUCA